AUUUCUGAGAGUGAGGCUUUUUUUCACCAAAACAAAAAAUGUGCACGUUGGAGAAGAGAGGCGAGGUCUUCAUACUCACUUUAACCGGGUCGGGUGAGCAUAGACUCAACCCGACUCUACUAGACGCGAUUCGAUCCGCUUUGAACCAAGUCCGCGCCGCCGCCACGUCAUUCUCCGUGGCCCUGAUCACCACCGCGCACGGCAAAUUCUUCUCCAACGGCUACGAUCUGGACUGGGCCGGGUCGGACAAGGUCCGCGGCGAUCUCAUGACUUCGAAGCUCCGGUUGGUCGUCGCUGAUUUCAUCACCCUCCCGUGUCCGACGAUCGCCGCUGUCACCGGCCACGCCUCCGCCGCGGGGUUCAUUCUCGCGCGGUGUCACGACUACGUUGUGAUGAGGAAGGACAGGGGGUUUGUAUAUAUGAGUGAGAUGGAUAUCGCGCUGGUGAUUCCGGCUUGGUUUCACGCGCUGGUGAAGAACAAGGUCGGAUCGGCGACGGCGGUGAGGGACUUGAUGCUGAGAGCGGAUAAGGUGACGGCGGCGGUGGCGGUGGAGAAGGGGAUUAUUGACUUGGCGGUUGUUGGCGAGGAGGAGACGGUUGAGGCGGCGGUUAGGAUCGGGGAGGAGUUCGUUAGGAGGAAGUGGAAGGGACACGUGUACGCUGGGAAUCGGGUUGGGUUGAUGUGGGAGGUUUUGGAGGAGAUCCGAAAGCUUGACACUAGCACUGGAUCGCGACUCUAGGAAUUAGGCCGGGUCGGGUCGGGUCGGAUCGGAUCGGGCGGGGCAUUUCCUUAUGAGCUAGCUUUUGUGUUUUAAGUUCUUGUGAUAUUAUCAUUGGUCGAAAAUAAUGACAAUUAAGUUGGGAUUACUUAAGUAUUUAAUGAAAAUAAAACUUUGUCAAAUUACAUUGAGGAAGCAUCCC
Fragaria vesca subsp. vesca is the source of this 921-nucleotide messenger RNA. RefSeq lists its product as uncharacterized. NCBI's taxonomy places the organism in Eukaryota, Viridiplantae, Streptophyta, Magnoliopsida, Rosales, Rosaceae. The transcript has a single exon. The coding region runs from base 39 to 740 and encodes 233 amino acids. Gene Ontology annotation, biological process: fatty acid beta-oxidation. Gene Ontology annotation, cellular component: peroxisome. The record is from RefSeq and is a predicted model, not a curated record. Gene Ontology annotation, molecular function: delta(3)-delta(2)-enoyl-CoA isomerase activity; enoyl-CoA hydratase activity.